AACUUUUCCAGCAAGCUUCAUGUUCAAAGAUGUGCACGUUCUCUGUGUUCCUUCCGCGUGCCUUACGGCCAUGACGACGUCAGGUUCCCGCUCUGACCUCACCUGUGUGGCGCAGACUGCGUGUGUGAAGCAGAAGAAGCAGAAGAUGGAGAUGAACGGGACGGAGCUCCACCUGUCCGAGUACGGCUUCGAGCGGCGCUUCGACGAGCGCGGGGCGAUCCAGUGGAUGCAGGCGAACUGGAGUAAGUCCUUCAUGUUCAGCGCUCUCUACGCUGCCCUGGUGUUUGCAGGCCAGCACUACAUGAAGCCCCGCCCCAAACUCAACCUGCGGCUGCCGCUGGUCCUCUGGUCGCUCAGCCUGGCUGUGUUCAGCAUCAUUGGAGCGGUUCGGACCGGUUCCUACAUGCUGCACAUCCUGAGCACUGGCGGCUUCAGACAGUCCAUCUGCGAUCAGAGUUUCUACAACGGACCCAUCAGCAAGUUCUGGGCCUACGCCUUCGUCCUGAGCAAAGCGCCGGAGCUGGGUGACACGGCCUUCAUCGUGCUGCGGAAGCAGAAGCUCCUCUUCCUGCACUGGUACCACCACAUCACCGUGCUGCUCUACUCCUGGUACUCCUACAAGGACAUGGUGGCCGGCGGCGGCUGGUUCAUGACCAUGAACUACACCGUGCACGCGCUCAUGUACAGCUACUACGCGGCGCGCGCCGCCGGCCUGCGUGUGCCCCGCCCCUUCGCAGUGCUCAUCACCAGCUCUCAGAUCGCUCAGAUGGUCAUGGGCGUGACGGUGAGCGCGCUGGUGUACCGCUGGAUGCAGCAGGGCGACUGCCCGUCCCGCCUCGACAACAUCACCUGGGCCUCCCUCAUGUACCUGAGCUACCUGCUGCUCUUCUCCAACUUCUUCUACCAGACGUACCUGCGGCCGCACGUCAAGACCACCAAGACCCAGUGAGGGCUGGAACCAGCUCCUCUUCCCGUCAGCAGAACCAGAACUCUGACUCUGCAGUUUUUACUGAACAGUGUUUACGGACCCCGAGCUGAAAAAGAAACUAUUUAUGACGUUUUUUAUUUAAUGAAAAGUAUUUAACUUUUUUCAGUUUCCUGAAUGACAUUCUGAAACUCUAAACACUGUUGGUUAAUCUGAUUGGCUCCCGAGAAACCCCGCCCCCUUUCCACUGACUGGUGACACGUGAUGGCGCUGAACUGGUGGCCUGAGCCUCCUGUGCUGCCAGUGACCGUGUAGCUCCGCCCACAGGGCUGUGCGAUCCGUGGAAGCGUCUGAGUUUCGAUGGACCGACGUGUUGGUGAGAAACGGUGAAGACGUUCUUCCUGCAUGAACACGCCCCUGUGAGCCGUCUCAGAGGAACCAAUGUUUCACAUUUAAUUUAUUGCUGAGAAAAUAAAGACGUUUUUUACUGUAAA
Messenger RNA from Oryzias melastigma (Indian medaka), 1419 nucleotides. RefSeq names its product elongation of very long chain fatty acids protein 6. The record is from RefSeq and is a predicted model, not a curated record. Gene Ontology annotation, biological process: fatty acid elongation, polyunsaturated fatty acid; sphingolipid biosynthetic process; very long-chain fatty acid biosynthetic process. The coding region runs from base 20 to 949 and encodes 309 amino acids. The transcript is spliced from 5 exons. NCBI's taxonomy places the organism in Eukaryota, Metazoa, Chordata, Actinopteri, Beloniformes, Adrianichthyidae. Gene Ontology annotation, molecular function: fatty acid elongase activity. Gene Ontology annotation, cellular component: endoplasmic reticulum; endoplasmic reticulum membrane.